Messenger RNA from Scaptodrosophila lebanonensis, 844 nucleotides. Its product is annotated as chymotrypsin-2-like. Bases 1 to 741 code for a protein of 246 amino acids. Gene Ontology annotation, molecular function: serine-type endopeptidase activity. The transcript is spliced from 2 exons. NCBI's taxonomy places the organism in Eukaryota, Metazoa, Arthropoda, Insecta, Diptera, Drosophilidae. The record is from RefSeq and is a predicted model, not a curated record. Gene Ontology annotation, biological process: proteolysis.
AUGAAUGCGUUACAGCGCAUUUUUGGUGGCUCAGAAGUACCAGAGAAUGAGCAUGUUCCCUAUCUUGUCUCCUUGCAGUACCAAACGAGGAGGGGAAUCAUACAUAACUGUGGUGGAUCCAUUAUAGCUCCCAACCGCAUACUGACUGCCGCUCACUGCUGCAAAGAUAUGAAUGUGACGCUCAUGACCGUACUGGCGGGAGUGCGAAACCUCGACGAUCACACAGGUUUUCGAUCUAAAGUCGUGACCUGUAGCAUCCAUCCUGACUACAAAUCAUUAGUCACCAGCGACUUGGCAGUGCUCAGCAUCGAUCCUCCACUUCAUUACAACAAUCUCACAAUUGCACCGAUAUCGGUGAAUGGGAAAGAGUUCGUGCCCGGAAAUGUGUCUGUCACAAUAACCGGCUGGGGUCUACGCUUUCCAAUAUCCAUUUCAUUCUUGGAAUUCUUCAUGUACCCCAAAAUUCUACAGCGGGUGAACUAUAGCACCAUUACAAAUAAACAGUGUCGGGACUGGGGUAUGGAUAAGGUGACUGACACAGAAAUUUGCGUGCGGGGACUCUUGAAAGGAGCGUGUGCGGGUGAUUCUGGUGGACCACUGGUCAUGACAACUAGUAAGGGGUUAUUGCAAGUUGGGAUUGCUGCUUAUGCUCCAAGGAUAUGUGGCUUGUUCCUCAUACCCGAUGUCUACACUAGACUCUACACCUUCAGAGACUGGAUACAGAAGCAAAUCAAUCAGUGAAAAUAUUGAAAAUAAAAUAUAUAAUUAUGUUUCCAAUCAAUUCCUCUUAAUUCUUCCAUAUCUUGGCUAAUAAAUUCUCCAUAUUUCCAUUAAAUGUUUGCGA